AUGAGCAAAAAAGUUAUUGAUAGAGAUUUAUUAAAGGAUUUAUUAAAAAAAUAUGGAAAUGAUUAUGGACGUCUUGCUGAAUACUUUCCUGGCAGGACAUUUAAAUCCAUUAAAAAUCAAGCAACAAAGAUGAAAAAAGGUGACGAAGGUUAUGUUGGCUUGGAACUUGACGAUAAUGGUGAUGUUAACACUAAUCAUUUUAAUGAUGGAAAACUUGAAUCAAACGGUCGUAAAAGAGCAAUAUGGUCAAGCAGUGAAAUAAAGAAAUUAGUUGAUUUGGUUAGAAUAUACAGUGGAGAAUGGAGUAAAAUUUCUGAAAUUAUGAAAAAUAGAAGUUCAGAUGCCUGUUCAAGAAAAUAUUAUACUCUAAUAGAUAAUUCGUCGUCACCAUCGUCGUCAUCGUUAUCUAAAGAAUUAAUAAUCAGUUGCUUUUCUUCAGCAUUUAUAGCAUUUGCAAAUUCAUCAAAAGCAAAUGAAUUAUCAAUAUUACUAAAAACUAUGUAG
This is a messenger RNA of Entrophospora sp. SA101, 504 nucleotides long. Lineage: Eukaryota; Fungi; Glomeromycota; Glomeromycetes; Entrophosporales; Entrophosporaceae. The record is from the annotation of a GenBank genome assembly.